Pristis pectinata (smalltooth sawfish) is the source of this 1556-nucleotide messenger RNA. RefSeq names its product mediator of cell motility 1 (gene memo1). The record is from RefSeq and is a predicted model, not a curated record. The coding region runs from base 214 to 1107 and encodes 297 amino acids. The transcript has 9 exons. NCBI's taxonomy places the organism in Eukaryota, Metazoa, Chordata, Chondrichthyes, Rhinopristiformes, Pristidae.
CGCUGCGCCGGGCUCGGAACCCCCGAGGGACGCUCGGCUCGGCUCGGCUCAGCUGCUGCUUUGUUCUCGGGCUCUGGCUGGCCGGGCAGAGCCGGUGACCGGCCGCCUGUCUGAGUCAGUGUCACCAGCCCUCAGGUGCCGCUGGGUCCAGGCUGUGGCCCUCCGUCCCCGCAGACCCGCCGCGAUCCCAUCAUAGGAGGCUCCGGCUCUAAGAUGUCCAGCCGAGCCGUCUGCCGAGAGGCCAGUCACGCCGGGAGCUGGUACACGGCGUCAGGACCUCAACUCAACGCACAAUUAGAAAGCUGGCUUGCCCAAGCACAACCCACUGGGAGACCGGCUAGAGCUAUCAUUGCACCUCAUGCAGGGUACACAUACUGUGGAUCUUGUGCUGCUCAUGCUUAUAAACAAGUGGACCCAUCCAUCACACGCAGAGUUUUUAUCUUGGGACCAUCGCACCAUGCACCUCUUUCUCGCUGUGCACUAUCCACUGCAGAUAUUUAUAGAACGCCUUUGUAUGAUCUACGCAUCGAUCAAAAGAUUUAUGGAGAGCUGUGGAAGACGGGAAUGUUUGAGCGGAUGACUAUUCAAAUAGACGAAGACGAACACAGUAUUGAGAUGCAUUUGCCUUACACAGCAAAAACCAUGGAAAGCCAAAAAGAUGAGUUAACCAUUGUCCCUGUUUUGGUUGGAGCAUUGAGUGAUUCCAAAGAACAGAUGUACGGGGAGCUCUUUAGUAAAUACCUUGCAGAUCCUCUAAAUCUCUUUGUGAUUUCAUCAGAUUUCUGUCACUGGGGGCAACGUUUUCGAUACACGCAUUAUGAUGAGAGUCAAGGGGAGAUCUACAGAUCAAUUCAGCACUUGGAUAAAAUGGGUAUGGAUAUUAUAGAGCAAUUAGAUGCUGUAUCAUUUAACAACUAUUUGAAGAAAUACCACAACACUAUCUGUGGUCGCCACCCAAUUGGGGUUCUGCUCAAUGCAGUGACGGAAUUGAGGAAGAGUGGGAUGAACAUGGCUUUCUCGUUCCUGAACUAUGCUCAAUCAAGUCAAUGCAAAAACUGGGAGGAUAGUUCUGUUAGCUAUGCUGCGGGUACUCUGAUGGUCCACUGAAUCACUGCUACUCAGGAAAGCCACCGCAUUCUCCGUCUCCUGAUCCCAGCCUUCCUUCAAAGACAUACCUCCAUCGUUUGGAGCUAUCGGAUGUUGAACAUUUGAACUCUUCUUCCCCGAGGUGUAGUCCCUCAUAGUUUUGAUUGACAUGUGCUUUAUGUUUUUUUUCCUUUUAGACUGGUGAGGUACAGGAUGACAUUAACUAGCAAUUAAAUUGGCCAGUUCUGGCAGUAUAAAACAAUAGAUGUGUACUUGCUUACAGAUAGUUUGGCAGGAUGUGGGUGAGAGUGUACCAUUUAUAUCCAAGUCAGUUGCAUUUAUAAUCUCAUACCAUAGUUACUCAAGUAUAAGCUGCAGUGCAAACAGCUGCUGCCAACAUUGUAUAAGAUUUUUUUUUGUUUAGUUGCUAAUAAAGGGCUACACACAAUAAAAUGGUCUUAUGAUUUAGA